CAAAAAAAUCAGUCUGUCCUCAAAGGAACCUUAAACUGAGCUCAUCCAGCCUUUUUCAACAGCACAGCAGAGCUUCUAUCCAACACUGAGUGCAGACAUGUCUAUUGCCAGGUGUCUUCUAUCUGACGAUCAUUUUCAGUGCUCCAUCUGCCUGGAUGUCUUCAAUGAUCCAGUCUCCACACCAUGUGGACACAACUUCUGCAAAAACUGCAUCGGUCAACACUGGGAUAUCAGUGACAGGUGUCAGUGUCCCAUGUGUAAAAAGGUAUUUGAAGUCAGACCUGAGCUGCACAUCAACACUUUCAUCUCUGACAUGGUUUCUCAGUUCAGACGUGAAGCUCAGCAGAAAGUCAGCAGCAGCAGUUCAGAGCAACAAGCUGCCAAACCAGGAGAAGUUCCCUGUGACAUCUGCACUGGAACCAAACUGAAGGCCUUGAAGUCCUGCCUGGUGUGUCUGGCCUCCUACUGUCAGACUCACCUGGAGCCUCACCUGACAGCUUCAUGUCUGAAAAGACAUCAGCUGAUCGAUCCUGAGGAGAACCUGGAAGGAAGGAUAUGUGUGAAGCAUGAUAAACCUCUGGCACUGUUCUGUAAGACCGAUCAGACAUGUGUCUGCAUGCUCUGCUGUGUUUUUGACCACAAGACUCAUGAGUUUGUUCCUCUGAGAGAAGAAUAUGAAGGAAAGAAGGCAGAACUGGGGAAGACUGAAGGUGAAAUUCAACAGAUGAUCACGAAGAGACGACUGAAGAUUCAGGAGAUCAAAAAGUCAGUGAAGAAGAGUAAAGAUGCUGCAGACAGAAAGAAAGCAGAAGGUGUUCAGGUCUUCACUGCUCUGAAGGAGUCUGUUGACAGACGCCUGAAUGAGCUCAUAAAGGAGAUUGAAGACAAACAGGAAACAACAGAGAAACAGGCUGAAGGUUUCAUCAAAGAUCUGGAACAGGAAAUCUCUGAGCUGACGAAGAGAAGCUCUGAGGUGGAGCAGCUCUCACGCUCUAAAGAUCACCUCCACCUCCUCCAAAGAUUCUCAUCCCUGAAAGCUGCUCCAACCACCAAGGACUGGAUAGAGGUCAGUAUCCAUCCACCAUCACAUGAGGGGACUGUGGUGAGAGCUGUGGAUCAGCUGAAGGCAACACUCAGUAAAGACAUGAAGAAGCUGUUUGAGGCUGAGCUGAAGAGGGUCCAGCAGUAUGCAGUGGAUGUGACUCUUGAUCCUGAUACAGCACAUCCUAAACUCCUCCUGUCUGAUGAUGGAAAACAAGUACACUGUGGUGAAGAGGAGAAUGAUCUUCCAGACAACCCAGAGAGAUUUUCUGAAUUUCCCAUUGUUUUAGGAAAGCAGAGUUUAUCUUCAGGCAGAUUUUACUUUGAGGUUCAGGUUAACGACAAGACCAAAUUGAUGUUAGGAGUGGUCAGAGAGUCAGUCAACAGGAAAGAAAAAUUCACAGUUGAAUCGAAUAACACGAAAGGUUACUGGAUUGUAGGAGUAUAUGAAAAUAAUUAUAUAGCUCUUGAGGAUCUUCCAGUCUGUCUUUCCCUUCAGUCUGAUCCUGAGAAGGUGGGGGUGUUUGUGGAUUAUGAGGAAGGUCUGGUCUCCUUUCAUGAUGUAGAUGAUGCAGCUCUUAUCUACUCCUUUACUGGCUGCUCCUUCACUGAGAAACUCUACCCAUUCUUCAGUCCCUGGAAUGUUGAUGAUGAUGGUAAAAACUCUGCACCUCUGAUCAUCUGUCCUGUGAUGAUGGGUGAUGGUGACAGGUGAUGACAAUGACCAUGAUAAGUGAUCAUCUGUUCUGCCAUUCUUGAUCUUUUUCCAUGGGGAAAUUGGAUCAAUUACAGAUAAAUCUCAACCAUUUCAAUCAAAACAGAGAAGAUGUCCUAAAAACAGAACUGACCAAACUGCACAUGUUGGUCGAGACCAGGAAAUGUGGCUAGAAGCUGCAGAACAAGCCAGUUAUCUGACCCUAGGUUUAAUUUUUUUUGUUAGGCUGUUUUCAACUUGAGAAAAAUAAUCCAUUUGAGGAAAUCCAGCAUGAGGAGGAAGACACUCUUCUUUCUUUCAGUGUUUAAAGGCACAGAAAUUAAAGCAUAUACAUUGUAUAGAUAUGAGUACAAAUGUUAAUAUUUAAUUAUUUUAAUUCACCUGGUGUUAAAUACCAAAAAAAGGAUUCAGAAACUGGUGUUCUGAUUCAAUGUGUAUAACAUGUUUGUUCAGAAUGAAAUUAUUAAAAAUUUGAACUUUUAUCA
This is a messenger RNA of Oreochromis aureus, 2241 nucleotides long. Its product is annotated as E3 ubiquitin-protein ligase TRIM21-like. Gene Ontology annotation, molecular function: zinc ion binding; protein binding. The transcript is spliced from 2 exons. The coding region runs from base 98 to 1756 and encodes 552 amino acids. NCBI's taxonomy places the organism in Eukaryota, Metazoa, Chordata, Actinopteri, Cichliformes, Cichlidae. The record is from RefSeq and is a predicted model, not a curated record.